Molecule: messenger RNA, 2532 nt
Organism: Brassica rapa (field mustard)
Lineage: Eukaryota; Viridiplantae; Streptophyta; Magnoliopsida; Brassicales; Brassicaceae
Product: MND1-interacting protein 1
Source: RefSeq, a predicted model, not a curated record
AAUGUAAGAAACCGAACAAAGUUUCUCUCAGCGUAACCUUUUGCCUCUCUCUCUCUCUCUCAUCUUCUCAGCCGAGCCAUCGCCGAUCAGUAAGUUUCUUCGAAUCUCUGCAGCUCCAUCGUCGAAUAUUCGUUUAUGAUCCAUCUAUUUCUGAUAAUUGAAUCUGGUCAUGUCUGUGGUUGGUAACCAUCCAAUUUUCGAAUCUAUCUGUUUUUUUUUUCAAUUGAUGCAGAUAGAGGAAGGAGAUGGGUUGUACGGUAAGAGAUAAGCACGUGAGAGCGGCCCGGAAGAUCCGACCCGCUUACAAACCCGAGCUCGAUCUGGAUAGGGUUGCUCUGUCGAAAUCCAUCGUUGAGUCGAGCCUGAAGAACCUUGUGUAUCACCCAGGUCUCACUGGCUCCACCUCGGGGGCCUGUUGCGUCCAUAGCGGGACUAGUUUCGAGGAGAGCGUGUGGGGUUACUGCACGGAGGAGAAUCUCCAGGAGAUCUUGCUCAAACAUUUGGAGUUUCUGUACGACCAAGCUGUCUCCAAGCUCAUUGAUUUGGGCUGUGAGGAAAGCGUGGCCAUGAGAGCCGUUUUGAGUAACGGCCAUUGCUACGGUGAAUCUGAUGUUUUGAAGAACAUUGUGAAUAACUCUUUGUCGUAUUUGAAUAGCAGCAGCAGCAGCAAUGGUGAUCAGUCAGAGACUGGUUUUACCGAUUUGAGAGAUUUGGAGGAGUACUCCCUUGAUGGUAUGGUUUAUUUGCUGCAACAAGUCAGGCCUAGUUUCAGUAAAGGUGAUGCUAUGUGGUGUUUGUUGAUGAGUGAGCUUCAUGUUGGUAAGGCGAGUACUAUGGAUCUUCCAAACAGGGGAACCUGUUGUGCUAAGGAAGAUAGCCAUGGAGAAGGUACCUUAGAUCUUGCUGGUUUUAUGGCACCUGCCUUGUGCCGUUUCCAUGGAGGUUGGGAUUUUGGGAACGGAGGAGGGCCUGAGUUUUCUGGUAAAGGGUUUUCUAUGAACAAUGCUGAGCUGAAGUUGCAGAGGGAGAUUGAGUGUCCCAGGAGGUUUAAUCUUUCUCCAACCAUGAAGUCCUUGUUGAAGCGGAAUGUCGCUGCCUUUGCUGCUGGGUUUCGUGCUAGUAUGAAGCAGAAGCAGAUAGAUGAUGGAACUAGCGGUGAGGGGGCUGAUCCUACACAUGUGGAGAGUGAAGAAAGUGUCGGUUCGGUGUUGGAGAAGUUUCGUGACCUGAACCUUGAUGAUAAUCUGGAAUCUGUUGGUGAGGAUGAUAAGGAUGGUGUGAUAGUCACACUGCUUCAUCAGGUCAAGGAUCUCGAGAAGAAGUUGAAGGAAAGGAAAGAGUGGGCUCAGAAGAAGGCAAUGCAAGCUGCCCAAAAGGUCAGCGAUGAACUCACCGAGCUCAAAUCACUGAACAGCGAGAGAGAAAGUAUCCAGAUGUUGAAAAAGGGGAAACAAGCUGUUGACGAAUCGACCGUGAAAAGAUUGUCCGAGUUGGAAAACGCUGUUAGAAAAGCUACCUGUCAGCGUGACACAGCUAAUGCAAUUGUAAGAACGCUUGAGAAUCAAAAUGCAGAGAUCCGAGCAGAGAGGGAGGGUCUCAAGUUAAGUGCAUCAGAAUCAAUUAAAGCGUGCACGGAAGAAUCAAAGAAGGAGAAGAAGUGCAUGAAGAAGCUUUUGGCAUGGGAGAAGCAGAAGUUGAAGCUGCAGGAUGAGAUUACAGCUGAGAAAGAAAAGAUCAAAGCCCUUUAUAAGUCAUUAGCUCAGAUAACACAGGAUGAAAAGGAAAUUGAGGCGAAAAGGGUAGAGGAACAGAAAGCCAAGGAGCAAGCUCUGGCACAAGUGGAGGAUGAACAACGCUCAAAAGAAGCAGCUGAGGCACACAACAAGAGAAAGCUGGAGACUCUCAGGUUAAAGAUCGAACUAGACUUCCAACGGCACAAAGACGAUCACCAAAGGCUUGAGCAAGAGCUGUCUCGGCUCAAAGCUUCUUCAGAUACUGACUCAAGCCACUUAUCCAGCAAUGUUUGGGAACCCGAAAGAUCUCAAGGAGAAAACAUAGCUAAGCUGCUUGAAGAACUAGAUAGGCUUGAAGGGUCUUAUGAGAGUGAAGCAAACAAUGAUAGGGAAUGCAUAAUCUGUAUGAAAGAUGAAGUCUCGGUGGUGUUUCUUCCCUGUGCGCAUCAAGUAGUGUGUGGUAGUUGCAGCGAUAAUUUCUUCUCGAGCAACAACGGUGGCGGAGGCAAAGUCACUUGUCCUUGCUGCAGAGCUGUGGUUCAGCAGCGAAUCCAUAUCUUUGGAGCAACCUCGUGAAAACUGAGAUAGCUUCUCUUUGGGAUUUAAAGAGAGCAUCACCACAACUUCAGGUUUUACUUUGCAAGUUCAAAAAAAAUAAAUGCUUAGCUUCUUCGGCAAAGCUUUUUAUACUUGGUAUUUUAUUUUAUUUGGAAAAAGGUUUUCUACGAUGUACAAAAAAAAAAAAUUGUGAUCGUGAUGGAAACUUUUUCGACCUAAUCUUGUUAAAGGUUAUCUUCAA